This is a messenger RNA of Stomoxys calcitrans (stable fly), 2154 nucleotides long. RefSeq names its product translation initiation factor eIF-2B subunit delta (gene eIF2Bdelta). The transcript is spliced from 6 exons. The coding region runs from base 145 to 1974 and encodes 609 amino acids. NCBI's taxonomy places the organism in Eukaryota, Metazoa, Arthropoda, Insecta, Diptera, Muscidae. The record is from RefSeq and is a predicted model, not a curated record.
UCUCACACUUGCCACAAUAUAGAGGAAGACAGUUUUUCUUUAGAAAUUUUGUCUUCGUGUGCAAAAAUAAAAAAUUAUAUAUUAAAGCCCUGCAUUGUGAAGUCAUCCAAUAAGAAACGUAAACGACGUCAACAGUCUCGAACUAUGAAUCCAGGGGAAGUAACCACGACUGAAAUAAACACGGAAAUUCAACUAGAGGUUAAGCUAGAAACAGAAUCCAUAGUAAAAGUUGAAACCAUUAAAAGUCCCAACAAUAAGACAUCUACAACUCCGAACCAAAACACUCUGCCACAUCAAAGUCCUGGUUCAAGGGAUACUGAAAAGAGUCGGGAGGAAAUAAAAGCGGAGCGAGAAGCUAAAAAAUUGGCAAAACAGGCGAAGAAAACGAAAAAUACGUCAACGGCAGUAGAAACUAAUAAGGCGCCAGUGUCCGUGCCACAAAGUGUCACACCCGAUAAUAGCAUGGAAUCAAAGGAUGCAGAAAAAUCCAGGGAACAAAUAAAGGCUGAACGAGAGGCAAAGAAAUUGGCCAAACAAGCUGCAAAAGCAUCUAAAUCAGCCGGUACCACUGCGACAGUGGAAAAUGUUACCGGUCAAAUGUCAAAAGCAAAGCUUAACGAGGAAGCAACACAAACGAAAGCUACGAGUAUGGAAGAAAGUGCCGCAUCUCAAGGAGAUAAGAAAAAGCCAGCGCUAACAAAAGCCGAACGACGCGCCAUCCAAGAAGCCCAGAGAGCAGCUAAAGCCCAGGCUCAAGCACCACAAAAGGUAGCAGGCAACAAAAGCGUUCCAGCGGCUCCCAAACCUCCCUCCUCAAAAACAACACCGUCUACCAAAACUUCGAAAACCGAAAAAAUAUCUCCAGCCAAGGCUGCUGUCAGUAGUCCCAAACGCGCCGCCAGUACUUCCCCUGUUAAAAGUGUACGCUUUAACGAUGGAAAUGUUAAACUGUUUAGUCAUUUGGAAAGACCAGCAACAAAUGUCAAUCUUUUUGUAAAUAAUCCACAAAUACAUCCUACCGUAGCAAGAUUGGGCGAGCAGUACGCGAAAAGGGCUAUUGUGGGUUCCAAUGCUAGGUGUAUGGCCUUCUUGAAUGCCAUGAAGAUGGUUGUGCAAGAUUUUGAAACACCUCCCAAAAAGGAAUUUGCUCGUAGCUUGGAGUCGCUUUUAAGCAAUUGUGUGGAUUAUUUGCAAAAGUGUCGCACCUUGGCGGUAUCGGUGAUAAAUGCCUACAAAAAUCUUAAACAAGUGCUGAUGCAACUGCCCAACGAUCAACCAGAAUCAGAAUUAAAGGAAAAGUUAUUCACAUUUAUUGAUACUUACAUUGAAAACCAAAUUGGAAAAGCAGCCCAAGCCAUCAAUUCCAUGAUGCAGAAGAAGAUUAACAAUGGCGACGUUAUACUUACAUUUGGAUGUUCUUCUUUAAUCUCAUUCAUUUGCGAAGAGGCACAAGCACGCAAAGUAGAUUUUCGUGUCAUUGUUGUGGACUCAAGGCCCUUCUGUGAAGGUCAAGAGUUAUUAAGGCGUCUAACUGCCAAAGAGAUACCCUGCACAUAUGUUCUAAUCAAUGCCGUGAGUUUUGUGAUGCCUGAGGUUACCAAAGUAUUGUUGGGAGCACAUGCCUUACUGGCUAAUGGAUAUGUUAUGGCUCGAACUGGCACAGCUCAGGUGGCUUUGGUAGCACGUUCCUUCAAUGUACCCGUCUUGGUCUGCUGUGAAACACACAAAUUCAGCGAACGUUUCCAAACGGACGCUAUCGUUUACAACGAACUGGGAAAUCCUGAUGAUAUUGUGGUCGAUGACAAAUGUUGUCUAUCAAAUUGGCAAGCCAAACAUAAGAUGUCACCAUUGAAUUUGAACUACGACAUUACACCACCUGAACUAGUAACAGCGGUGGUAACAGAAGUUUCUGUCUUACCUUGCACCAGCGUACCCGUUAUAUUGCGUAUGAAACCCGACUGGUCCAUUGGUUAACGGGAGGCGGUACUAUUGAGAACAAAAUAUGAAACAACUUGGAGUGCAACAUAAAGCUUGGCUUCAUUUGAAAUGUUGCCGCAGGUUAUUUAAUAUAUUCACAAUGUGUUGGAAUUCAGUGCUACAAUUUUGUUACUUUUCUUUUUUAUACAAAAAUAAAGCUUUUGACAAAUUGAAAAA